AUGCAUUUAAUGUCUGAGCAAGAAGACAUUUCUGAAGCCAGAGGAGGUGAAGCGAUUGGUAACGCCUUUGCCCCUGUUGCAGAGAAGCUAAACAACGUACUGCCUGAAGAAAAGGAACUCAUAAAUUACAUUAAGGAAAAAGACUCUAUUGUUGAAAUGGCUCAAGUAGCAUUAAAGGAAGCAACAUCACAAGUACCGGUGGAGUCGAGUGAAAUAAUCAAAAUUACCGUAGCGCAUAUGAUGGAUACCGCAUCCAAGCUCUUCGAAAAACUUCCGUUGAGUAAAAAGAAGAGAGAAGAGUCGGAUCUGGUCGAGUUUAUCGGCAGUAAAACAUUUCACAUGUGGGCAAAUGCGGUGAUUGCUAUCACCUCUGACAAGAUAGAGCUGGCCGAGCACGCAAUUAUCAUCUUUUUGACGGAAGAGUAUGGAUAUACAAAACUGCGUAACGCACUGGAAAAUGCAGAAGUUAUAAAGAAGGAUCCCGAUCUCGCCAGGUUUUUGGACCGCGCACAGCUACAACAAUGGGCUGAAAUUCCACUUGAUUUGAAGAAAGUCUUUAAGUUGCUUAAACUUGGUGAAGAAGGGGACAAAAUCUUGGAACGCCCAUCACGACAAAAGUGGGUAGAGUUUAUUGGCUUCCGUAAGCAAAAUGAGAACCCGUACGAACUGCUGAUUAAGAUACUAAAGGAGCAACAUGGGAACCAGGCGACCCUCAGUGCCGAUCAGAUGCUAGCUAACAUUUUAAGGAGUGCCGUGGAAAAUGAAAAGGUCUCUCUUGAAACGUACGGCCAGUUUGAAGAUGCGCUGCUCAAGACCUGGACUGACGAAGAAAAGCCAAGCGACGACGUAUACUCGUUGAUGCAAAUUGAAAAUGCCAACUUGCCUUUGGAAAGCCCUUUCCUUACCACGUGGAUUCAAUACGUGCGGAUGCAGGAUCCGCAGCUGGAUAUAGCACAAUUGCUCUACUUCAAACUGAAAGAUCUCUAUCCGAGGUUUGAUGAUUGGAAACGAGCGGUGACAAGGCGGUGGAAGGAAAUUACAUAUCCGAUAGAUUGGGUAAUAGGUUGUUGA
Messenger RNA from Peronospora belbahrii, 1071 nucleotides. The record is from the annotation of a GenBank genome assembly. Lineage: Eukaryota; Oomycota; Peronosporomycetes; Peronosporales; Peronosporaceae.